Messenger RNA from Grosmannia clavigera kw1407, 1395 nucleotides. RefSeq names its product lustrin a-like protein. Lineage: Eukaryota; Fungi; Ascomycota; Sordariomycetes; Ophiostomatales; Ophiostomataceae. The transcript has 2 exons. The record is from RefSeq and is a predicted model, not a curated record. Bases 1 to 1395 code for a protein of 464 amino acids.
AUGCAGCUCAUCAACGCUCUGGCCGUCGGCCUGAUGGCCACCGCCGCCUCUGCUUCGUCCAUCCCGCGUGGCAAGCACCACAGACAGAUGUUUCGUCGCAGCAACGAUUCGGCCGAGGAGUUCACCACUCUGACCGUGUUGACCACCGACAUCGUCACCAUCACAUCGUGCGCUGCCUCCAUCACUAACUGCCCGGCUGCCACCGAGACCGACGCUCUGGCAGCUUUGUCGACCGAGGCCAUUGUCACCGUCCUGGUGACAAACACGAUCGCCCUGACCACCACCAUCUGCCCUGUGACUGCUGCCGAGUCCAUCAAGUCCAGCGUGAUCAGCCUGGCCAGCACCGGUUUGAUAACCGGCACCACUCUUUCGACUUCUGACCUGACCUUCCCCAACACCACGACUACGGCCGUUGGCAGCGAUCUGACGACGCUGACCGUGCUCACCACCAGCGUCGUCACCAUCACCUCGUGCGCUGCGUCCAUCACCAACUGCCCGGCCGCGUCCGAGACGGCUGCGCUGGCAUCGCUGCCAGUUGAGGCUCUCACCACCGUCCUGGUCACAAACACGAUCGCGCUGACGACGACUGUCUGCCCCGUCACCGCCGCCGAGUCCAUCUCGUCUAGCGUGAUUAGCCUGGCCAGCACUGGCCUCAUCACUGGCAGCACUCUCUCGACUGGCCUCGUUGCCGCUGUUACUGGGGGUGCUAGCAGCAGUGCCACUGCCACCGCCACCGCUGCUGCCGUGACCGGCCCGGCCGCCUCGACCUCGUCGACCACAACCAUCACCGCCGUCGUCACCAAGAGCAUCAUCAUGACCACGUCGGCCGUCAAGACCGUCACCGUGACCGCCAGCACCGGCUCCAAGGGCGUCGUCAAGGCCUCCAGCGUCUUCACCACCUUCGUUGCGUCCACCUUCACCUCGGACCUGACCACGAGCGAGGUCCAGACCCUGACGCUGGCGACUGCCAUUGCCAGCACUACUGCCGCAUCGGAAUCGGAGUGCACAUGCGCAGCCACGGUGACCGUCACUGCCAAGGCUGAGACCGUCUACGUCACCGUCACGGGCAAUGCCGCCGUUGUCGCUGCGGCUGUGGUUCCUACCACCACGGCCGAGGCUGCUGUCGUGGUUCCUACCACUACGGCCGAGGCUGCUGCCGCGUCCACCGACUGCUCGUCUGACGUUGUCAUCACGCUGACCCGGACGCCCACCACGGCGGCGGCUUCGGCUUCGGCCACGGCCACGGAAGACUGCCCGUCCGAGGUCAUCGUCACGGUUACGUCCACUGCGGCCAAGGCUUCCGCCACCGCGUCCAACUCGACCGUUGUGGCAGCGUCCAACUCCACAUCCAAGAAGGGAUCCAAGAAGAACGGCCGCUCGCUGCCGCUCUUCUAG